Messenger RNA from Blastocystis hominis, 361 nucleotides. RefSeq names its product subunit NDUFA5. The record is from RefSeq and is a predicted model, not a curated record. Lineage: Eukaryota; Bigyra; Opalinata; Blastocystidae. Gene Ontology annotation, biological process: respiratory electron transport chain. Bases 1 to 345 code for a protein of 114 amino acids. The transcript has 4 exons.
AUGUUUGUCUCGAGGGUUCUUUGUACUACACUGAAGCGAACGACCGGACUCGUCGGAGUUCCCGUGAUUCCCAAUGCCCGAUCGGUGCUGAUUGAACUGUAUGAUAAAACACUGGAAAAUGUGAAGAAGAUCCCUGCGAACACCGAAUAUAGAAAGAAUGUGGAGGCGUUUACCAAAUAUAGAAAGAACGUAGUUGAACAAAAUGAAGAUAUCAAGACAAUCGAGCGAAUUAUUGGCUGUGGUCAAGUGGAGGAGUUGGUGGAACAAGCCAACGAUGAACUCUCGCUGAUUGAGGAUUAUUAUCAGUACAGAAUCUGGGAAGGUCCGAAGGUCGAGGAGCCCUGAAUGUUCUUUUACUUUU